AUGUCUUCCCACAAGACUUUUAGGAUAAAGUGGUUCCUGACCAAGAAACAAAAGCAGAAUCAGGCCAUUCCUCAAUGGAUUCGAAUGAAAAAAAAAACUAGUAAUAAGAUCAGUUACAACUCCAAGAGGCGGCACUGGAGAAGAACGAAGGUGGGUCUUUAA
Suncus etruscus (white-toothed pygmy shrew) is the source of this 162-nucleotide messenger RNA. Its product is annotated as 60S ribosomal protein L39-like. Gene Ontology annotation, biological process: translation. The transcript has a single exon. Gene Ontology annotation, molecular function: structural constituent of ribosome. Gene Ontology annotation, cellular component: ribosome; cytosolic large ribosomal subunit. Lineage: Eukaryota; Metazoa; Chordata; Mammalia; Eulipotyphla; Soricidae. The record is from RefSeq and is a predicted model, not a curated record. Bases 1 to 162 code for a protein of 53 amino acids.